AUUGGCAUAUCAGCCAUGCACAUGCAACUCCUCAACAACGACCGAGUCAUCAUCUUCGACCGCACCGAUUUCGGCCGCUCCAAUCUCUCCUUACCCGACGGCAAAUGCCGAAAUGACUCCAACGACUCCGUUCUCAAAUACGAUUGCACUGCUCACUCCGCAGAGUACAACGUAUACAAUAAUUCCAUCCGUGCCCUUAUGGUUCAAACCGAUACUUGGUGCUCUUCCGGCGCCGUCGCCGCCGACGGCCGUCUUAUCCAAACCGGUGGUUACAACGACGGCGAACGCGUCGUCCGGAUUUUCAAACCUUGUGCCACUUGUGAUUGGGAAGAAAUCCCAAAUGGGUUAAGUGCAAGACGUUGGUAUGCAACAAAUAAUUUAUUACCCGAUGGCCGGAUCAUCAUCAUCGGUGGUCGCCAACAAUUCAAUUAUGAGUAUUACCCGAAAUCCACUUCCACUAAUAUGACCUUCUCAUUACCUUUCUUGAAACAAACAAGUGACCGUUAUGAAGAUAAUCUCUACCCUUAUGUGUACCUCAAUGUGGAUGGUAACCUAUUCAUCUUUGCCAACAAUAAAUCAAUCUUGUUCAACUACACUAGUAACUCCGUGGUCCAGACCUACCCAGAUAUUCCUGAUGGCAAUCCUCGUAAUUACCCAAGCACAGGCUCUUCAGUUCUUCUCCCACUUAAGCUUAACAGCUCCUCUCUGGUAGAUGUUGAGGUCCUCAUCUGUGGUGGAGCUCCAAAAGGGUCAAUGCAGAAGGCCACUUCAGGGAGUUUCAUCGGAGCACUAGAUACAUGUGGAAGAAUCCGAAUCACUGACCCGAAUCCAACAUGGACUAUGGAGACAAUGCCCUUGGCUAGAGUCAUGGGAGAUAUGACUUUACUCCCUAACGGUCAAGUCUUGAUCAUUAAUGGUGCAGCAAGAGGGGUUGCGGGUUGGGAAAUGGGUAGAGAUCCAGUUUUUUACCCUGUUCUUUACCAACCCGAUAACCAAAACGUGUCGGCCCGAUUCCAAGUACAAAACCCAUCCACGAUUCCACGUAUGUACCAUUCUACAGCUAUCUUACUACGUGACGGUCGGGUUUUAGUGGGAGGAAGCAAUCCCCAUCAGUACUAUAACUUCACCGGAGUUCUUUACCCGACGGAAUUAAGCUUAGAAGCAUUCUCUCCUGGUUAUUUGGAUUCCACGUAUUCGGGUUUACGCCCGACGAUCACCAGCCCGGUGUCGUAUACCAAGUUAAAAUACGGGCAACGAUUACCGAUACGGUUCUCGGUGCCGAGUGGGACAAAGGUGAAUAGGAAGGGGAUAAAGGUGACCAUGGUGUCAGCAUCUUUCACAACACACUCUUACUCUCAGAACCAGAGGCUGUUGGUGUUGAAUGCAGGGCAUGUGUUGCCUGUAACGGAUAUAGCUUAUGGCUUGGCUGUGACGACUCCAAAUUCAGCUUUCCUGGCACCUCCGGGGUAUUAUCUUCUAUUUGUGGUUCAUGAAGAUAUACCCAGUGAGGGGGUUUGGGUUCAAAUACAGUAA
Molecule: messenger RNA, 1533 nt
Organism: Macadamia integrifolia
Lineage: Eukaryota; Viridiplantae; Streptophyta; Magnoliopsida; Proteales; Proteaceae
Product: aldehyde oxidase GLOX-like
Exons: 1
Coding region: 16-1533 (505 amino acids)
Source: RefSeq, a predicted model, not a curated record